Molecule: messenger RNA, 1272 nt
Organism: Sitodiplosis mosellana (orange wheat blossom midge)
Lineage: Eukaryota; Metazoa; Arthropoda; Insecta; Diptera; Cecidomyiidae
Product: neurogenic locus Notch protein-like
Exons: 2
Coding region: 130-1272 (380 amino acids)
Molecular function (GO): calcium ion binding
Source: RefSeq, a predicted model, not a curated record
CGCGAUACAUUAGCUUGUAAUAAGGAUUAUGACUGCGGCAGUGGAAUUUGCAGCAAAGGUCAGUGUACAGUUGCUUGCAGAAAUCAGAACGAUUGCGCUGAUGGUGAAUAUUGUUCGAACAAUCGAUGCAUGAUCAAAUGCUCGAGUCACAACCAAUGUCCAGAGGGUCAAGCAUGUAAACAAGGUGUUUGCUCGAUUGGAUGCCGAAGCAACAACGAUUGCGCUUCAAAUUUGUCUUGCAACAACAACAACUGUCAAAAUUCAUGCGAGAGCAACAUUUGUGGACCGAAUGCCUUGUGCAAAAUCGAAAAUCAUGCAGCCAAAUGCGAAUGCCCCGCUGGAUUCGAUGGAAAUCCAACGCCAGAACAAGGAUGUGUUCGAGUUCCAUCGACUUGUGUUUCGACGAGCCGAUGCCCGAACGGUCACAUGUGCAUCGGAAACUACUGUCAAGUGCCAUGCAGCGAAUCAGUUGCAUGCGCCAUCGGCGAGAGGUGUGAUAAUAAUGUUUGCGCGAAGGUUUGCUACACAAAUAACAAUUGUUUGCCCGGUGAAAUUUGUAACGAACGUGGAACAUGUCAAUCGGGUUGCCAAAGCGAAGCUGAUUGCCCACCAACACAGGUUUGCGCAAGUGGAAAAUGUAAAUGCGGUCGCGGUUUCAUUGGAACACCAUUCGGAUGCUCUGAUAUUGAUGAGUGCACCGAUCAGGUUUGUCACAAGAGCGCUAUUUGCGAAAAUACACCAGGAUCAUUCAGAUGUGUGUGCCCAGAACAAACCGUUGGCGAUCCAUACACAGAACCUGGUUGUUUACUUCCAAAUCAAUGCGCACGAAAUGAAGACUGUGCCAAGAAUUUGGCAUGUUUCGAAGGAAAAUGCACAGAACCAUGCGGCAUCGCCGAAUGUGGUCGCAAUGCAAUUUGUCAGGGCAGCGAACAUAAAGCAUUCUGCCAAUGUCCACCGGGCCAUUUGGGAGAUCCAACCGAUAAGGUCACCGGUUGUUUCCGAGUCGAAUGUAUCAGCAGCGAAGAAUGCAGCCAAAACAAAUAUUGUAAUCCACAAAUUAACAAAUGUCAAAAUCCAUGCGAUAAUGUUGACUGUGGUCGAGGAACGUGUGUUGUCGACCGUCAUGAGGCAACUUGUUCAUGUCCUCCUGGCUACGUACUACUUAACGGCAAAUGUGAAGACAUCGACGAAUGUGUUGAACGACCAUGUCACAGUUCGGCAGUGUGUAAAAAUUAUCCGGGUAGCUUUGUUUGCAAAUGCAGUGUUUUAUGA